This is a messenger RNA of Bubalus bubalis (water buffalo), 3784 nucleotides long. RefSeq names its product USH1 protein network component sans (gene USH1G). The record is from RefSeq and is a predicted model, not a curated record. Gene Ontology annotation, biological process: equilibrioception; sensory perception of sound; sensory perception of light stimulus. The transcript has 2 exons. Gene Ontology annotation, molecular function: protein binding. NCBI's taxonomy places the organism in Eukaryota, Metazoa, Chordata, Mammalia, Artiodactyla, Bovidae. The coding region runs from base 515 to 2095 and encodes 526 amino acids.
GCGAUUCUUCCUCCAGCCCUGCGGGGUGGCCUCCUCAUUAGCUUGGGGCAGAGGGCCUGAGCUAGGCCCUUGAGGGAGGGGCGAGCAUGGAGGAGGGGAAACAGUCUGGCAUGGAGGGGCUGCGUGGGUCCCCCUGACAGGCCCAAGCCAGCCUGCCUCCUGGGGCUCGUGAAGAUGCGGUGGCCCCAGGACUGGACGGCAGCUGGGCCCAGGUGGCAGGAUGCCUGCCCCCUCCCCUCCGGUCCUGGCUGCCCCCACGCUCCCCUCCUGGCCCAGGCCAAGACCCAACACCUGCUCUCACACGCGGGCUUGCCAGGCCUGGCCCUGCUCCCUGCAGACGUGGCCGGUCCUGGGGACACACAGGCACCCAAUCACCCACUUCCGGGGGCUCAAGCCCAGCACACCCCACUAGUACACCACUCCUGUACUGGCAGCCGCUUUCCCCACGCCUGCAGAGAGACCCGCACUCGGCCCUGGCCCACCACCUCUCUGGGCCAGCUCCCCGCUGGGCACCAUGAAUAAUUCACUCCUUUCUCUCGGGGCAUCAAAUAUUUAUCCCCCGAGAUUCCCAGCCCGCGGUGCUCUUGGGGGAAGGCCCGGCCCUGGCCCCGCCUUCUCCGUCGCCCCACCCUCUGCGAGCCUGGGCCACCUUGAACCCCUGGCUCACUCUAGGCGCCUGGAGUGGCUCCGGGCUGCGGGUCUCGGGUGUCCUGGAGUCGGAGAAGUCAUCUCAGGCCGUGGAGUCCCUCUGGGGUGCCUCGGGGGGAGCUCAACCAGGCCGGCCGCCUCCCCCGCCUGCAGCUGCUGUCUGCCGACUGUCGGCCUGAGUUUGCGAUGGCUCCUCACCCCUCCCCGCGUGUCGUCCCGCAGGGGUGACCCGGACAAGUGCGACAUCUGGGGCAACACGCCCCUGCACUUGGCGGCCUCCAAUGGCCACCUGCACUGCCUCUCCUUCCUGGUGUCCUUCGGGGCCAACAUCUGGUGCCUGGACAACGACUACCACACGCCGCUGGACAUGGCCGCCAUGAAGGGCCACAUGGAGUGCGUGCGCUACCUGGACUCCAUCGCGGCCAAGCAGAGCGGCCUCAGCCCCAAGCUGGUGGGCAAGCUGAAGGACAAGGCCUUCCGUGAGGCGGAGCGGCGCAUCCGCGAGUGCGCCAAGCUGCAGCGCAAGCACCACGAGCGCAUGGAGCGGCGCUACCGGCGCGAGCUGGCCGAGCGCUCCGACUCGCUCAGCUUCUCCAGCCUCACGUCCAGCACCCUGAGCGGCCGGCUGCAGCAUCUGGCGCUCGCCGGCCACCUGCCGUACUCGCAGGCCACCCUGCACGGCACCGCCAAGGCGGGCAAGACCAAGAUCCAGCGGAAGCUGGAGCGGCGCAAGCAGGGCGGUGAGGGCACCUUCAAGAUCUCCGAGGAUGGACGCAAAAGCGUGCGCUCGCUCUCUGGCCUGCAGCUGGGCAGCGACGUGAUGUUCGUGCGCCAGGGCACCUACGCCAACCCCAAGGAGUGGGGCCGCGCCCCGCUCCGGGACAUGUUCCUCUCCGACGAGGACAGCGUCUCCCGUGCCACGCUGGCGGCCGAGCCUGCGCACUCGGAGGUCAGCACCGACUCCGGCCACGACUCCCUGUUUACCCGCCCCGGCCUGGGCACCAUGGUGUUCCGCAGGAACUACCUGAGCAGCGGGCUGCACGGCCUGGGCCGCGAGGACGCGGCACUAGACGGCGCGGGCCCGCCGCGGGGGCGGCUGCAGAGCUCCCCCAGCCUCGACGACGACAGCCUGGGCAGUGCCAACAGCCUGCAGGACCGCAGCUGCGGGGAGGAGCUGCCCUGGGACGAGCUGGACUUGGGCCUGGAUGAGGACCUGGAGCCCGAGACCAGCCCGCUGGAAACGUUCCUGGCCUCCCUACACAUGGAGGACUUCACCUCCCUCCUGCGGCAGGAGAAGAUAGACCUGGAGGCGCUCAUGCUCUGCUCGGACCUCGACCUCCGCAGCAUCAGCGUGCCCCUGGGGCCCCGCAAGAAGAUCCUGGGCGCCGUGCGGAGGCGGAGGCAGGCGCUGGAGCGCCCGCCGGCCCUGGAGGACACCGAGCUGUAACAGGGGGCUCCUCUCCCCAGACCAAAAUGAGUUGCAAGUUGCCACAACCCACAGGGGGACCACGAGGUCCUCACAGUUGCCAGCCCUGCAGCUCCCCGGCCCCUUCCCCGGAGCAAGGACUGUGUGGGUCAUCUCUCUUGAACUCCUGUCCACACUCUGCAGUGGAGGGUAUGGCCUGCAGGCACCUGGAAGGCCAAGAGAGUGACCCAGAACAUCAAUUCUGAGGGGUUUCAGGGUCCCUAAGCCACAUCUAUUUGAGUGGCUUUAAAAGACGUGCAUUUGUGGAAGGCCAUCCCCAGUGCCCUUUAGAGCUGCAUGGAAGUGUGUGUGGGGGGAUGGGGGCACCUAUCUCGGGGACCAUGGUCCAUCCUCACCCCUCCUCCGAGGGUCCUGUCAUCUUGCUCAGUCUGCAGACUCACCUGCUACCUUUUUGUGAAGGAAGGGUUUGGGCUGCCUCCCCUCCCCACAUACACCUCAGGGAGGCGGUUUCCAGCUAGACUCUUCAGCCAAAUGCCUGAGCUUAGUCCCCUGCCUGUCACUGAGCAUGGCUAGCCCCUGUCCUUCUACCGGCCAUGCUGGGGGUGGGGGGUUGGAGCGCCAGGCUGGGCUGGGGUGGGGUGACUGGUGCCCUUCUGGCAUAGCCCGGUGCGGGGUCCAGCCUGACUUGGCCCUCCCCACCCUGACCUUCUCCACUCACUCUAUCCUUGGAUGUGCAGCCUGGUUACCCAACCUGUUACCCCCUGCCUAAGACCCCAGAGGGUCAGGGCCAUAGAUCCAAGGUGCUAGAGCAACUGGCUGCAGUAUUAUGGCCCGGCGGGGAUGCUCUGCACUGGGCAAAGGCAUCUGCCAACUGGUUCAGAGUCCCCCAGGCCCAGGAGGGCAGAGACUGGUUGUAGCCAGGUGUCCAGCCAAGUGUGGGCAAGGCCUGCAAGGUGGACCCUGGGAGCCUGGGGAUGUGGAGAGUCUAAGCUCUGAUUGUCCCCAGACUCCCAGGGCUCUGUGUCAGGAGGUUGGUUGGUGGAUGUCGCUCAAGCUCUGGAAGCCGCUGGGGGCCUCUCUGGUUCUGCAUGGGUAGCAGGUGAGGGAGAGCUUAGCUAGAGUCCCUGACCUGUCAUGCUGGUGAGGUCGGUGGAAAGGCCAGCCUCGGAGGGUCCUCAGACCAGGUCCUGAGUGUGGGAGAGUCACUAAAGCCCACACACAGGGGGCACAUAUACCCCCAUGAGGAUGUGUCCUUGCUCUCUGUCGACAAUGGUCCCCCCGUCUCUGAUCUUCAGCUUGGGAUGCGGCUCCUACUGGGGGGGGGCAUUGCCACAGCCCCCAGCUGCUCCUUCCUGGGGCCCCUUGGCUGGGGCAGGGGUGAGAGAACCCCCACAGAACACCACAGGCCUCGCUGUGGUGUGUCUGUGUUUGAGGAUGGCCCCCAGGCACACACAUGCUCCAAGAUGGGAGUGUAAUGGAGAAGGCCCCUGUUCCUACACUGAAGGCUUGGCUGCCCUGAGCCCACCUCAGUCUUUCUGCCUGGUCUCUGGGUCUGCGGCCACCCUUAUGUGCCGAUGCAACUUUCCCGGAGUGCUGGGAGCUGCCUUCCUCUCCAGUUCCCUGUCCACGGAUGGCUUCAGCGUCCCCCCAGUCCUCCCAGUGCUGGGGUGGGGCAGGUUCCCCAAUUCCCAUCACUGUAUGAAGUGCCCC